AAAUAAUAAUAAUUAUUACCUCCCCCUUAAUUUUAAUCUCUCUCCAACAACACAUCCAGAACAAAGACAUCACCACCACCACGCCUCCGCCGAAACGACACCGUCGUCGUGUUUUAACUGAACGACAAUCCGACGAGACGAUCUAUUCGUAAUUACUCUGUACGCAAAAAAAAUUUGAUUAAUUCGUCCAUUUUUUGAAUAAUUUUUAUCUUAAUUUUGCUGAAUUUCAUGUGACUGUUUUAAUUUUAGUAUGUUCUUACGAUCAGUAACGAAUUCGGAUUGUGUUUUGUCUUUAUUUUAUCGAGAAACAAACAGAAACGGAGAAUCCCUCGCUUGUCGAGAAGCUAGGGUUUUCUGAUCAGGAACUGUGCGGUUGUAGUGAGCAUUUUGGGAUGAAUCAGUGAGGAGGAGUUCAGGAAUGAGUGUGGCGAGGAAAUUAGGGUUUUGAAUUAAGGUUUUAGCAAUUUGGAGAGGUUUAUAUUGGAUGAACACUGUGGUUGCUGUUAUGAUUCGGUUUUGAUUGGGUUGAUUUUGAGAGAUGGUGAAGUGUUUAUGAUGGUGGAUUGAUUAGUAGUAAUAUAGUGUAGCAAUGGUGCGGCUUUUGGGACUGAGUCUCCGGGAAUCAGAUGAGUCACCUCGAGAAAUCGCGCCACGGACUCACUUUACGAGUGACUCGGGUGAGAGUGGGUGGCUCAUACGGUUCUUUGACUCGUCAUUUUUUUGUGAGUGGAUUGCUGUUAGCUACCUCUACAAGCAUGACCAUGCUGGUGUGCGUGAUUAUUUAUGUAAUAGAAUGUAUACACUUCCAUUACCUGGUAUUGAAGGUUACUUGUUUCAAAUUUGUUAUAUGGCGAUUCAUAAGCCUAGCCCAUCUUUGGAUAAGUUUUGUAUUGAUAUAUGUUCGAAAUCGCUUAAAAUUGCGAUGAAAGUACAUUGGUUUUUGAUGGCUGAGUUGGAGGAUUCGGAUGAUAAUGAGGGUAUUAGUAGGAUUCAGGAGAAAUGUCAAAUAGCCGCCACUUUGAUGGGUGAAUGGCCGCCACUUGUACAGGUACCGAAUGCAGGUUUGAGUCCAGGGAGUAAGAGCCAAGUUUUAAACAAGAUAUUGUCGUCAAAACAGCGGUUCCUGUCGUUGACUUCUUCCCCACCAACACCGAGAUCACUAUCGUUUUCCCUUUCAUCGGGGAAUAAUUUGCAAGAGGAUAGUAGUCAGUUAUCGCCUGAGGAGAAUAAGAUUUUUAAGAAAUUCAUUCCAGGGCCAAAAAUGAGAGAUGCUUUAUUGUUUAGGAAGUCAGCUGAGAAGGAUGAGGAAGAGAGUGAAAAGGAUGGGUUUUUUAAGAGGCUUUUGAGGGACAGUAAAGGUGAAGAUGAGGAAGUGACGUCAAGUUCAGAUGGGUUUUUUAAGAGGCUUUUGAGGGAUAGUAAAGGUGAAGAUGAGGAAUUGACAGCAAGCUCUGAAGGCUUUUUUAAGAGGUUGUUUCGUGAUAGCAAGAGUGACUCUGAUGACAAGUCUCUAUCAAAAUCAUUGGAAGAUGAUGAAAAAGAAGGGUUUUUUAAGAAGUUUUUUAAAGAUAAAUUUGAGGAAAAGAAGGAUGGGAGUGAUCGGAAUGAGGAUGAAGAGAUUGUGAACUCUGAAGACAAAGGUUCAAAAUCUACUGAAGAUGAUGAAAAAGAUGGGUUCUUCCGUAAAUUCUUCAAGGAUAAAUUUGAAGAUAAGAAAGAUGGGAAUGAUAGAAUCGAUGAGGGGAAUGCCAUUGUUGAGGAAGAAGAACCUUCAGAUUUUUCAUUGUUUCGAAGAUUGUUUCGUGUGCAUCCGGAAGAUGCCAAAACAACUGCUGCCAAUGAAAACAGCAGCAAUGGUGGCUUGUUUGAUAGCAGUCCAGGGACUGAGAGCUUUUUUCGCAAACUGUUUAGAGAUCGUGAUCGAUCAGUUGAAGACUCGGAGCUGUUUGGUUCAAAAAAGCACAAAGAAAAGCGUCCUGGCUCCCCUAAGCAACUCGAUGAGAAGUCAAAUUCCAAGCCUCCACUUCCAAGUACUGCAUCUCAAUUUCGAAAAGGGGCUUAUCAUGAGUCACUGGAGUUUGUACAUUCGCUGUGCGAGACGUCAUUUGGCUUGGUGGAUAUUUUUCCAGUUGAAGAUCGUAAAAUUGCUCUUCGCGAGUCACUUGCAGAGAUCAAUCUACACAUAGAUGAGGCUCAAAACAGUGGAGGAAUUUGCUUUCCAAUGGGAAAAGGGAUGUAUCGUGUGGUCCAUAUUCCUGAAGAUGAAGCUGUUCUGUUGAAUUCUAGGGAAAAGGCCCCUUAUAUGAUCUGUGUUGAAGUUUUGAAAAGUGAUUCACCAAGCAAUACAAAGGACACAUCAGGUUCUCAAAAGCUUUCCAGAGGAAUUCCUCUAGCAAAUGGUGAUGCAUUUUUGCAGAAACCACCACCAUGGGCUUAUCCUUUGUGGACUGCUCAGGAGGCAUAUCGCAAUAGUACUGAUAGGUUGUCGAUAUCUACUGCUCAAGCGAUUGACCAGGCAAUGACUCAUAAGUCUGACACAAAAGUGAAAUUGGUCCAUGUGAAUCUUUCAGUAGAGACACAAUUGCUUCGCAAAACAAAGAACGUGGAAGUACCUGAUUCACAGUCUUGCAGCAAUUGCAAUAGAAUGCAAUCUGCUGCUUCAAAUGGUCGUCGAGCUGGAGAGGGUAUAAGCCUUGCUUCAAGAGAAGCACAUGGUAGUGAUUUGGAAUGGGUAAGGGUUGUGUUGACAGCAGAUCCUGGGGUUAGAAUGGAAGACAUUGAGGAUCAACGGCCACCACGUCGGAAGGAACACCGCCGUGUUCCUAGUACUGUUGCUAUAGAGGAAGUGAAGGCAGCUGCUGCAAAAGGAGAAGCCCCUCCCGGACUCCCUCUGAAAGGGGCUGGUCAAGAUUCAUCAGAGGCACAGCCAAGGGCUAAUGGUGGUACACCUAAGGCCACUGAUGCCUUAUCUGGUGAACUUUGGGCAAUGAAGAGAGAGAGGAUUCGGAAAGCUUCAGUGCAUGGAAAAUUACCUGGCUGGGACUUGCGUUCUGUCAUUGUGAAGAGUGGUGAUGAUUGUAGGCAGGAGCAUCUUGCUGUUCAACUUAUUUCACAUUUUUAUGAUAUAUUUCAAGAAGCUGGUCUUCCUCUCUGGCUGCGUCCUUAUGAAGUUUUAGUCACAUCAUCUUACACAGCACUCAUUGAAACAAUUCCUGAUACGGCUUCACUUCAUUCUAUCAAAAGUAGAUAUCCCAACAUUACAAGUUUGCGUGACUUCUUUGUUGCCAAGUAUCAAGAAAAUUCUCCAAGUUUUAAGCUUGCCCAGAGAAAUUUUGUUGAAAGCAUGGCUGGAUAUUCCCUUGUGUGCUACCUCCUGCAGGUGAAGGAUCGUCACAAUGGAAAUCUCUUAUUGGAUGAAGAAGGCCACAUCAUACAUAUUGAUUUUGGUUUUAUGCUUUCCAAUUCACCUGGCGGUGUGAAUUUUGAGAGUGCUCCAUUUAAGUUAACUCGUGAACUUCUUGAGGUCAUGGAUUCUGAUGCCGAGGGAGUUCCAAGCGAAUUUUUUGACUAUUUUAAGGUUUUAUGUAUUCAAGGCUUCCUAACAUGUCGUAAGCAUGCGGAACGCAUUAUUCUUCUUGUUGAAAUGUUGCAGGACUCGGGUUUCCCAUGUUUCAAAGGUGGUCCACGAACGAUACAGAAUCUUAGAAAACGAUUCCAUCUAAGUCAAACAGAGGAGCAAUGUGUGUCCUUGGUGCUAUCCUUGAUCAGCAGCAGCUUAGAUGCAUGGCGGACGCGCCAAUACGAUUAUUACCAGAGGGUUUUGAACGGGAUAUUGUGAGGUUAAAUAUGACUGGUGAUUAUCACCUGUUUGAAGCAUUCCGACGAAAGUUGCAUGUAAAUUUGCUGUGUGAUAUUAGGGUUUUGCUUCCCCUACACAACAGCUUCGAUGACUUUGUUUGCUUGAAAAGGAUAGUAGAUAGCAGUUUGUGGCCUGUUGCUCCUCGGUGCGAGAAAUUUGCAAUUGUAUCGGUACAUAUUCUCUCGGAAGUCUAGCAGGCUAAAAUUUUGUCGGCAGGGCUUACUUUUUCUCUCUCUCUCUCUCUCUCCCAUGUUCCAUAGACAUCUCAAAACUCUAUGAGCUGUUGGGGUAUUUAGUUACUAAGGGAGAUAUACAACACUGUACAGAGUAAUAUCAUUGGGGACGACAGACCGAACCUGAAAUGGCGACAAGAUACUUGUUGAAGUCGUGAUUUUUUACAUGGAGGAUUUCCAGGUUGGACUGGAUCUAAAUGUCGGAUGUCUGGCUGCCGCCUUUUGCCGUCUCGGCUGCUUUCCCUGAUUUUGAUUCUUCCACACUUAGAUUGAAAGGUAGUGUUAGCAAAAAUUAUGGAAAAAGAAUAUUCGAUUGUAUCAUCUCUCAUAUUUUUGCUGAUCCAAUUUUAUUUUAGUGGGAUUUUUUUUUUUUUUUUUUUAAAUUGGAAUUUUAAAUGGUUUCUUGUAAGAGCCUACAUGUUUUCAAGGGGUUUUUUAUUUUCUCUAGCCCCAUCUUUUUUGUUUGUGUUUUGUGUGCAUGUGUUACUGUUAGUCGUGAACUUCUCAUAUUUUUAAAUCGAUUGACCUUUUGAUUGUU
Pistacia vera is the source of this 4630-nucleotide messenger RNA. RefSeq names its product phosphatidylinositol 4-kinase beta 1-like. The record is from RefSeq and is a predicted model, not a curated record. NCBI's taxonomy places the organism in Eukaryota, Viridiplantae, Streptophyta, Magnoliopsida, Sapindales, Anacardiaceae. The transcript is spliced from 16 exons. Gene Ontology annotation, cellular component: cytoplasm; membrane. Gene Ontology annotation, molecular function: 1-phosphatidylinositol 4-kinase activity. Gene Ontology annotation, biological process: phosphatidylinositol-mediated signaling; phosphatidylinositol phosphate biosynthetic process. Bases 590 to 3838 code for a protein of 1082 amino acids.